AUGGAGCCCAACCUCACCGCCGGCGGGGCAGGCAACGCGUCCGGCCGGGCGGCGGGCUCGGGCGGCGGCGGCAGCGAGCUGCUCAUCACCUCCGCCUUCGGCACGGUGCUGUCCUGCAUGUGCGUGGCCGGGGUGGCGGGGAACCUGUACACCCUGGCGGUGAUGUGCCAGUCCGCGCGCUGCGCUGCCCCCAUGUACAGCUCCAUCAUCAGCCUGGCGCUGGCCGACCUGCUCUACCUCUCCACCAUCCCCUUCAUCGUCUGCACCUACCUGGCGCAGGACUGGUACUUCGGGGACCUGGGCUGCCGCGUCCUGCUCAGCCUGGACCUGCUCACCAUGCACGCCAGCAUCUUCACCCUCACCCUCAUGUGCGCCGAGCGCUACCUGGCCGUCACCCGGCCCCUGGACAGCCUCAAGCGCUCCCGGGGCUACCGCAAAGCCACGGCCGGGGCCGUGUGGUCCGUCUCCCUGCUGCUCACCCUGCCCAUGAUGCUGAUGGUCACGCUGACCGAGGCGGGCCAGGCCGGGGGCAAGGUGAAGCGGAUGUGCGCCCCGACGUGGAGCGCCGACGCCUACAGGACCUACCUGACCGUGCUGUUCAGCACCAGCAUCAUGGCCCCGGGGGUGAUCAUCGGCUACCUGUACACGCGCCUGGCCAGGACCUACCUGGAGUCCCAGAGGAACCCGCCCCACAAGGAGGGCAAGAGGUCCCCCAGGCAGAAGGUGCUGAUCAUGGUCUUCAGCAUCGUGCUGGUCUUCUGGGCUUGCUUCCUGCCCUUCUGGGUCUGGCAGCUGGUGCGCCUCUACCACAGCUCCCUGCAGCUGACUUCGCAGACCCAAAAGUGCAUUAACUACCUGGUGACCUGCCUGACCUACAGCAACAGCUGCAUCAACCCCUUCCUCUACACCCUGCUCACCAAGAACUACCGGGAGUACCUGCGCAACAGGCACCGCAGCUUCUACCGCUUCACCUCCUCCUUCCGCAAGCGGAGCUCCAACCUGCAGUGCUCCUGGGGAAGGGCCACGUCCUCCAGCAACCAGUAUGACUACGGCUCGGAGUCCCUGGGCAUGGCAGCGCUGAAGGACAAGUGA
Molecule: messenger RNA, 1092 nt
Organism: Terrapene triunguis (Three-toed box turtle)
Lineage: Eukaryota; Metazoa; Chordata; Testudines; Emydidae
Product: urotensin-2 receptor-like
Exons: 1
Coding region: 1-1092 (363 amino acids)
Biological process (GO): regulation of blood pressure; neuropeptide signaling pathway; blood vessel diameter maintenance
Cellular component (GO): membrane
Molecular function (GO): urotensin II receptor activity
Source: RefSeq, a predicted model, not a curated record